Molecule: messenger RNA, 6719 nt
Organism: Daphnia pulicaria
Lineage: Eukaryota; Metazoa; Arthropoda; Branchiopoda; Diplostraca; Daphniidae
Exons: 15
Coding region: 2217-5321 (1034 amino acids)
Biological process (GO): Ras protein signal transduction; positive regulation of GTPase activity
Cellular component (GO): plasma membrane
Molecular function (GO): guanyl-nucleotide exchange factor activity
Source: RefSeq, a predicted model, not a curated record
AAGUCCGACGACAAUGUUUGAAAAUUUUUCACAAACGCUCAGAUAUCAUUUCAUAGAGAAGAAAAAGAAAAAUGUUGGCAGGGCGUGUUAUUUCUAGACGGUUUCCUAUGGCGGUCGCCGAUUUCAACCCUAUAGACGUCCAACGACGACGUAGACGUAGUAGUAUAUCAAUAGAGCUCUUUCGUGUGUGCGUCAGUGUGUGUGUAUUCGAUAUACAUCUAGUGCCAUUGAAUAAUCAAUGAUACGACCCACUUUUGCUCUAGCCUAGUCACAACACACAGGGCGUGCCGCCCUCUGAGAACUACAUAGCGCGUCCUAUAUAAUAAUAUCCUUUCUCUCGUUUCGUGACGUUAUUCGGUUUUUGCGUUCCGCUCUGUCCGGCAUCGACAGGAUAACACAACUAUAAGCUAUAUAACUCUAACUAUUUAUAAACGACACGUGAACACAAUAACACAGCGCCAGAAAAUGAUGCAGCUAUGAAAAUAUCUGUGAUGACGUAUAAACUCGGACGGCUAGACAGAUUUGCGAGAUAUACUACUUUAGUACUACACCGGGAUUGUACAGCUCGCUUUUAAACAUUCAUAUAGCCGCUUGUUGUUGUUCUGUCUACGCAAGUAAAUCGUAACACGGCUGUGUCUUUUAUGCCAAUGCGUCCGAUACAUUCUUUGAUGCGAAAGAGAAUUGAAUUGAUAUCGUUAUGUCACAGGAGAGCAGAUAGAGAGACGAGAUUUUCCCGCUGGCCGUCACAUGUACCAACUCAACGACGUAGGACGUUAAUUAAUGGCCCCCAUAAGAAUAAGAAGCCGGUCUCAUGAGGAGUAAAUCAAUGCGCCAGCUUUGACGCACAGACAAGAUAAACAAGAAAAUGAAAAAAAAGGAGAGAACAAAAAUAUAUAUAGGCUAAAGCGCGACGUCAAGUUAUCAAGGAUCCCAAGCGUUGAAAGUAGUUUCCAACGUCAUCGACGGCUCUCGGCAACAAUAAUAACAAUACGAUGCGCAGUUUCACGGAAAAUAAAAGCUAAAAGAUUUUCAGGAACUUGAUUUUCGACGUGCUCUUCAUCCGGUAGAAUCAAGAUUAGCUACCGUAGUGAAACAAAACCUAUUUUCUAUCCGAUACGAUUCUGGCUGUUGAAUUUGAUACGAUGAUCUUGAAUUAAAAAUAGACGACCAUGGAGGUGGACAACAAGCUAAUCGUUGGCAAUUUUAUGAGGAAAACGAAAGGCGAAUGCGCAACGUAUACCCCAAAGCUCCUUCAAAAACAAAUUUGAUCUGAAAGCAUCAGUGACAUGAAUCAAAACCGACACCGUCCAGUGUUUCCAAGUCAUUUCCAUGUUUCAAAAUCCCGAUCAGAUUAGUUUUAAGUACACUCACGCGCGUAACCUACGACACUAUUCGGCACACUCGGCUGCACGAGAGAAUAAUGAGAAAUGGGGAAGGUUCAAAUCUAUAUAGUUCUGUAUAUAUAGUAACAGCAGCAGCAAAGCCAGUCCACAAAUAAUGCUGAUGGGGUCGAUUGAGUAAGACGGAAAAUUCAGGCCACUAUUGUGUUAAGGCGGCCUAUAUAGACGAGUCAAACGCCCUCCCCCUCCCUAAAAAAAGAAAAAAAGAAAAUCCCGAAUGACGCACGCACGUACCACGCACGCACGACGUCCUCGACGACACCAACCAGCAUGCGCCGCGAUCUCCACUUUUGCAUUCCCCGUCGUCUUCGACCGUGACAAAGAAUAACACCAUCAAUACAAAAUAUCAACACAACCCGUAGCUCGUUUCUCCCAUCAAAAUUAAAAAAAAAGAAAUAAGAGGCUGAUCGAAUAUAAGAGCGUUUCAAAGUUGCGGGAAAUGCUCGUCUGCUGUGUGUUUACUUUUGACAUGUCGUCUGCUGCACUGUUAAAAAGGCAUCUCGAUAGAAAUUUAAGAUGUCUCCCUCGUAUAGUCGAAAUAUAGAUUAUCUUGACGCUUUUAUUUCAAAGAAAGAAUAUCGAAAAAGCUUUUCCAUUCUAGAUAAAAGUGUUAAAAGCUUAAAACAGUUAGAAUCGUUAUUAUUUCUCUUUUGACCUCGUGUACGAUGCUACUUUGCUUAUCCCCUCACAAAGCAAAGUUGGAUCAGCAAGAACGUAACGUCUAGUCAGCGAGAUUUGAGAAGGAGACAACCAAAAGAAGGAUCAACAACAUUUUGACAACUUUUGCCAUUAUACUAUUGGAUACUGCCGCCUAUUAUGGUUGUUGGGAUUGGCGUCCCACCGAUUGGAAUGUCCCCGCAUCUUCCUGAUCACGCCAUGGAAAAUCAGAGUAGCUGCCCUUCCGGCCAUAUUACAGAAUGUAGCACCCGUAAGAUGUCGUCCGAAGGAGUCGCCGUCUCAUCGACGUCGUCCAUUGGCAGCAGCAGCAUCGGUGUCGGAGGAGGCAGUGGCAUACUCCUGGACGCUGAAGACCGUUCCAGCACCUCGCCGAGUUUACCAUCCCUGUUCGGACUGCCUUUGAGGAUCCGAUCGGCUUCGCUACCGGCACUGAUUGAACUUUGCAUCAUGUGUUUCGAUGACGAAGGCAGUGUGCUGGAAUCGGCCGUCAACUACCCCAACAUCUUCUUCCUAAUGCACAAAUGGUUCACGACGUCCGAGUCGCUGGCCAACGACUUGUGGCAAUUGUUUGAAUCGGGUAAACCGUCCUAUCAUGGCGACUAUCUUAGUCUUCUCGCCACCAUCCAGCAGAGUGCCAGAACAGACGCCAACGGGAGCCAGGAGAUUGGUCCUUCUUCUCGUCCGCCAAGCGUUAUCCUGUCGCGAAAACAGGAUGAUUACAACGGAAACCUAGGCCUGAGAAGUCCAUCUCUGAUGCGAACAUCCAACGGCCGCUCCAAUUCGGUCCUGAUCCCGAGGCCGGCGUGCAUCGGUGCCGAAGACGACAACUAUUUCAGCUACCACUACAGUAAACUCAGUGCCAUGGCCUGUGAAGGUGUCGACAUGUCCAAUCCGUCGAUGGAGAAAUCGAGUUCAACCGAUAAAAAUCAAGUGGACCCACGGCCCAGUGAAACCUGUCCAGCGGGUAGCCAAUGCAAGCACGAUCGGCUAGCCUCGUGCCAAAUCUACAAAUUCCGGCGCUCCGUUUGCUACGCCGUCCGCUUCUGGAUCCGACAGUUCCCCGUUCACUUUGACCUGGACGCCAAACUGUCGUCUCUCAUCAAAGAUUGGCAACGUUGGCUGACCGCCGAUGAUCGAUCCAACUACGCCGAACUGGCCCCGCUCGUUGAUCUCGGCUGUCUGCCAUCCUACGACUGGAUCCGAAACAUUUCCGUUCGCGAUCCUAGCGUCAAACAUUGCCGCAAAGUCUCUUUGGUCUUCAAUCACCUGGAGCCGUCCGAGCUGGCCAAACAUUUGACCUACCUGGAGCAUCGCAUCAUGAGACGAAUCAGUUUUCAAGAUUACAAGCAGUACGCGGUGACCGGAUCACUAAACGACAAUCCCCGUCUGGAACGGUCGGUCAAUUUGUUCAACGGUCUCACUCAGUGGGUUCAAUGUAUGGUCCUCAGCCGGAGCACACCUCAGCAACGAGCCGAAGUCAUCGUUAAACUCAUUGACGUUACCAAAAAAUUGAAGGAACUCAGAAACUUCAACUCGCUGAUGGCCGUCGUUGGCGGACUGAGUCACAGCUCCUUGGCUCGUUUAACUCGGACGUCCUCACGCGUUCCGGCUGAUUCGCAACGGACGCUGGCCGAACUAACUGAAUUUCUUUCUUCUUCUUCCAACUUCUCUAAUUACCGACGAGCUCUCCAAGAGUGCAAAGGCUUCAAGAUACCCAUUUUAGGCGUUCACAUGAAAGAUUUGAUUUCACUUCACGUGGCUCUCUCGGAUUCACUAGAGGGUGGCCUCAUUAAUUUCCGUAAGAUGGCCCAACUGUCACUCAUAUUCCAAGAGCUCCAAGAGUUACAGAACGCCACACCACCACCUGGAGCCAACAUUGAUCUCGUCAACACCUUAAGGGUUUCUCUGGAAUUGGCGUACACGGAAGACGAAAUUUACGAAUUGUCACUAGCUCGAGAACCUAGAGAUUCAUUAUCCCCGCAAUCUUCACCUACCAGGCCAUUAUUACUGGGCGAAUGGCCAACGGCAGGACAAACUAAUCAAAUGCAAACUUCUUUAACUCCCAGUACAGCCGGCAGCUUAGUUCCACACGAAACGUCGCGGUCGUCGUCCCUUUCUUCACCUCAGACCAUUUCCCUGCCACUGCCAACGGAAUCUCAGUCGCUGCGGCUGAACUCGGCCGGCAGCGAUCACGAACAAGAAGGAUCGAGUGGCGGAUUCGGGACGGCGGAGCGUAAAAAGACCUUAGAGGAGAGAAUGAACGAAAUGGUCGACGCUGUUUUCGGCCAACCCAAACAUGAGCUGCUCAAACUCAUUCAACGUUCGCCUCCAUCAAGUAGUGCAGUUCCAUCAUGCGUGACGAGCGACGAAUUGACACUGCAGCAGCAACCGCAACAGCCAUCCAGUGCAGUUAUCGAAAUUGAUAGCCAAUCCAGACACGAUUUCCAAGAGACGAAUUCCUUCCGACCAUGUACUUGUGCCCACUGUAACGGACUGUUAUGGGGACCACUUCGACAAGGAUACAAAUGCCGAGAGUGUGGCCUCACCGCUCACAAGAUGUGCAAAGAUGUUAUGACAGUUACGUGCCGCCCUAAAAGCCUGAUUACAAGUCCCUUUACAGAAGCAUUUCAGAGUGGUUCAGGUAGAACGCGUUUCCGGCGCCGGAAGAAGUUAAAUAGUCAUUCGGAUGUGGACAGCUUGGAGAGCGGAUUGUUGGCCAUGGAUUGCUCUUGUGAUCUGAGUUGCCAGUCGCCUUGCAGUCGCCGUUCCAGCAUGAGCAUGUUGCACCACCAACAAGGAUCUUGUGAUUCCACCGAUUUCCAUCACCAAGAUCGUUUGUCGGACAAGUCUGACAAAUCAGCGUUGCUCGGUGGUCCGUUGGUGUCUGUUGGAUCGGGUGGCGGAAGCGAGACGAGCACUCCGGUGACUUCGCGCAGUCAAUUUUUCCGCAGCCCAAAGCGGCGCAGUUUGAUCGCGACCAGCAAUUCGGCGGCGGGGCCUGUCGCCGCCAGCAGUCCGAUGCCUAUUCGUCAGCGCAAGUCUUCGCUUUCUUUCACCAGUCCUUGUCGUAGUUUUCCAGGCACCGAUCCGUCCAUUGAAGGGCAGUCAUCGUUGGCGUUGCGCUCCUCGUUAUCCGCGUCGCCAAGGCGGAAGAUAAGUGACACGCUACAUUUUCUUGGGUCUCCUUCUUCGUCGUCGCACAAGUCGUCAUCACCCUGCCAAUGUCACGGGCAUCAUUCAUGAUCGACGUCAAGAAUCCAUAAAAGGAAAACAACAAACAAAAAACAAAAGGAAUUCAGAGCAAAUGAAAAAGACAAGAGGACUUGACUUGGAGCAGAGCGAUGAGUUCAAGUGCGUCGCCAGCAGUGAGCGCACGUGUUGCGUUUGAACGGGAAUCGAUAGGAAUGACGUGACGUAAUUGGUGUUUGUCCUCCCACGCUAUACUACGUGAGCGCGUGUCUAGCUCGGUGGGCGACUUCUUUUUCUCCAUAUCCACCACAUCUGCCACGUCCUUGGACUCUGUCCGACUGAAUGAUCGACAAUGUGGCUCUCGAGUUGUUAGAGUAUCCAUAUUUUACCUGAAUGACCGUAGCAGUACGUAUAUCCGCCCCCCUCCCUUGUUCACACCGUGAAAGCCUAAAAAUGCAACACAUUCAAAACAACAAAACCGAAACCACACGAUUUGAAAGAAAGAAAAGAAACGCGGUUUUGAUUGAACACUCACUAUACUCUAUGAAAUCACAAAUCGACUGCUGCAGCUCUGGUUGAUAUUUUAUUUGUGUUGCAUCACUUUAGAUUCGAAUUCGAAACGAAUUCGACCAAUUAUUUAUGCUAUUUCUACGAAGAAGCACAAGAGCGACAUGAGAUCUGGUGGAGAAUUCGUAGUUAGAAGUUCCUUCCGCGCACGCGCACAAACCAAAAAAAAAAAACAAAACCAAACCAUCAUUCAUUAUGUACAUGUCCUAUAUUGAAAAAAACAAAACCAGUCAUCGGCGCUAUAUAUAAGUGAUCUGUGUCCUUUUACAUAUUGCAAAAUGCUUCGCUGUUGUGUAUAUAUAGAUUUUCACGUCAAAUGCCGUAUUACGUAUGAUGUGUGUGUGCGCGAAAGAAUCCUUGUUUUUUCCUCCCCCCCAUCAGAGACAAUCUCGUAUUACCUGCGUGACACGAUCGUCACACUUAUGAUUGAGGUCUAUUAGGAGCAGAUAGAUUGUUCGUCAUUUGGCCCCUUGAUCAUGCUUUUUCUGUUUUAGUUGAGUCGUCAGUAUAGUUAAAUAUCACACGAGAAAAAGAAAAGAGAAAUCAUGGGUUCAUUCAUAUCGUGAAGAGAGAAUUGUCAAAUGAAAUAGGAUACCGAGAAAUCACGCCCACACGGGCGACACUUUUGAGUUUGAGCUAUAGAUGGCAUAUAUCGAUCGUCGUACCCUUUAUCACUUUGCAUUGAGAGUUGCAUCAUUAAGACUAUAUAUAUCAUCUGCCGCCGCUUCUUCUUAAUAGAAAUUUGAUUUCCGUACGAUAGGUGCCUUUCAGUCAUUUAGACCCGGAUGGAAAAACAAAAAAAUCCUCUCCAUGAAACUGAAGCAGCAGGAUCCCGAACCAAAUCAAGCAAAGAAUCCUCCUCCACGUUUAAAUGAAGAAAAAGAA